Mesitornis unicolor (brown roatelo) is the source of this 1514-nucleotide messenger RNA. RefSeq names its product beta-site APP-cleaving enzyme 2 (gene BACE2). Gene Ontology annotation, cellular component: membrane; trans-Golgi network; endosome. The transcript is spliced from 8 exons. Gene Ontology annotation, molecular function: aspartic-type endopeptidase activity. The annotation marks the transcript as partial. The record is from RefSeq and is a predicted model, not a curated record. Gene Ontology annotation, biological process: amyloid-beta metabolic process; membrane protein ectodomain proteolysis. Lineage: Eukaryota; Metazoa; Chordata; Aves; Mesitornithiformes; Mesitornithidae.
UUAAAUAUUCUGGUUGACACUGGGAGCAGUAAUUUUGCUGUAGCAGGUGUGCCUGAUCCUGAUGUCACCUCCUACUUCAAUACUGAGCUGUCAAGUACAUACAAAUCUCAAGGGAUUGAUGUCACAGUUAAGUACAGUCAAGGAAGCUGGACUGGAGUGCUGGGUACAGAUGUCAUUACGAUCCCAAAAGGAAUCUCUGGCAGCUACACCAUCAACAUUGCUACCAUUCUUGAAUCAGAGAAUUUCUUCUUACCAGGUGUUAAGUGGCACGGGAUUCUUGGUCUUGCCUAUGAUGCCUUAGCCAAACCUUCAAGUUCUGUGGAGACGUUCUUUGAUUCUCUUGUGAGGCAGGCAAAGAUCCCCAACAUUUUCUCCUUGCAGAUGUGUGGUGCUGGACUCCCCGUUUCUGGAAGUGGUACCAACGGAGGUAGUCUUGUUCUGGGUGGAGUUGAACCAAGUCUGUACAGGGGUGAUAUUUGGUACACACCGAUCAAAGAGGAGUGGUAUUACCAGGUUGAAAUUCUCAAACUGGAAGUUGGAGGACAGAACCUUGAAUUGGACUGCAGAGAGUAUAACGCCGAUAAAGCAAUAGUAGACAGUGGGACCACACUCCUCCGUCUGCCCCAGAAAGUCUUCAGUGCUGUUGUGCAAGCAAUAGCUCGCACCUCCCUGAUACAAGAAUUUUCUUCUGGUUUCUGGACUGGUUCACAGCUUGCAUGCUGGGAUAAAACUGAAAGACCCUGGUCUUUAUUUCCCAAACUCUCCAUUUACCUGAGGGAUGAAAACUCCAGUAGGUCGUUUCGGAUCUCUGUCCUACCACAGCUUUACAUUCAACCAAUCCUUGGAAUAGGAGAGAAUUUACUGUGCUACCGAUUUGGCAUCUCUUCUUCCACGAAUGCUCUAGUUAUUGGUGCUACAGUCAUGGAGGGUUUCUAUGUAAUAUUUGACAGAGCCCAGAGGAGAGUGGGCUUUGCAGUGAGUCCAUGUGCAGAAGUUGAUGGCUCUCCAGUAUCCGAGAUUGAAGGCCCUUUCACAACAGCAGAUGUUGCAAGCAACUGUGUUUCUAGCGUUUCUUUCCAUGAACCAGUGUUGUGGAUUGCCUCCUAUGCUCUCAUGAGCCUGUGUGGAAUUAUCCUCCUUGUACUGAUCAUCCUGCUGCUUAUUCCACCACGGUGUCAGCAUCGCUACACUGACAAUGACGUAGUCAAUGACGAAUCCUCCUUAGUGCGUCAUCGAUGGAAAUGAGAAACUUGAUCCUGAAACCUGGGACUUAGAAUGAAGAACAAAGUACUUUGCCAAGGGGAAGAAGCCAAUGCCUCAGUCCUUUCUACGUUCAUUACAAAUUGCUGUUGGAAUCCUACCAAACACCCUGCAUCGUAACUUUUUAAGCUUUAUUUUCUAACACUGAUUUUGAACCAAAGCACUGUUAACCACCUCGUAAGUGCUAUGGUACUGGAUUUGCUACUGCAGUACAAUGAGCCUUUAUGCUCUCAAUAGUACCUUCUUUUAAAAGA